Messenger RNA from Biomphalaria glabrata, 5469 nucleotides. RefSeq lists its product as uncharacterized. The record is from RefSeq and is a predicted model, not a curated record. Lineage: Eukaryota; Metazoa; Mollusca; Gastropoda; Planorbidae. The transcript is spliced from 10 exons. The coding region runs from base 286 to 2052 and encodes 588 amino acids.
UUAUUUCGACACAUGUAACCGUUAUCAUGAACAUAUUGAAAGAACAGCAAAUUAACACACAUUACUCUUAGGCCUAGUAUUAUUAAUAGUAUUAUUGUUCAUUACUUCUGUAUAGUGCUGCUAUGCUCUCUCAAUUGCUAUUAUUUGCUUAAAUAAUUAAAAAUACAUUUAAUAUGUUUAGAGAAAAUCCUUGCGUUUAAUAUAGACUAAAUAAACAUAAACUUCCUUACUGUAAUAGGAGCAACUCUUCAGUACAGGACUGUUUCUAACUAAAAGAUUUAGAAGAUGAGACCCUACAAACAAUUGCUUGAUAUUUUAACCAAUCUGUACAAUCUAGAAACAGUAAAGAACAAGUUACAAAAUAUGAUUGUAGCUAUUGAAUUGAUCAAAACAAAAGGUGACUCAUGGAUCGAAGAAAAAGAAACAUCAACCUACCAAGAAAUAAAACAGUUUAUUACUGACCAAACAUCAGAAGUACUCCAGUGUUGUUUUACUAUGACAGAACAAUUUCAUAAUGGUAACAAGACUAUCUGUUUCAAAGUUUCUCAUCCUGAUCCUGAUUGUGACGAGUCACAAAUAAAAAGAUUAAAUGAAAAUUUGGACAAAUUACAAUGUGAAGUGACAGUAAAAGAUAAACAGAUUGAUAAGCUACUAAAGCUGCUUACAGCCCAGUCUACGGUGUCCAAUGAUAUACACACAUUAGACGGAAAUGUUCUGGAAUUUAGAGCAGACAUUAUGAAAGAACUGCAUGACGAUCGUAGUUUGACCGCACUACUACACACGAAAUGUGAUGCUAUUUCCAAAGAUGUUAAUGAUUACAAGAAACAGGAAGCAAUGAAGGAUAGAAUGCUGGAGUAUGUCAGUAGCAAGACCGAUACUAUUGUCAAACAACAAGAUGAUUUAAAAGCAAAAGUAGAAACUAUUUUACAAAAUCAAGAGGAUUUUAGUUUCCAGAUGGACAAAUUCAAACACAAGUGUGAUUGUAUUGCUGAAGGAGUUGAUACUAGAAAUGUUCCGAAGAAUCCUCUCAGUGCAGUGAAUAAAAACCAAUCUCGUAACACACAACAAGUAAAAAAAAGUACAAGACUACAAGAGCCCUCAGAAUUUGUAUGUAAAGUAACAGGGCUGUCCGAUGUUCAAUGUGUGAGACACUGUCCUCAUAUUAUAGGUCAUCACGAGCAACAAGUGUCAGGCAACAUAGAAGCUGACCUAUAUAAACAUUUCACCAGCUGCACUAAAAAUCCAGGUCAUAAAGACUUCAUACCAGUUGAUACAUUUAAAAUGAUACAUCUACCCAAAGGUCACCGAAACAAAGAUUUGUUUGAGUUGAUCAAAGCCGUGGUUGAGCUGACAGUUAGAGUUAACGUCACGCGGACCAGCCCACACAGGCCAAUGUUUUGGCCGAACACAACGGUUCCAUAUUUUUGUAGACAUCUGAGAGGAAGUAAACAUUUGAGGGGCGGGAGUGGGAUGAUCAACGAGGUCAUCAAGUCAACGGAAGGAGCAUGCCCGUGUGAUACAUGUCAACAAUCAGGCAAUCCGAGCACAGACUGGUGGAAGAUUCGAGUGGGAACAGCGGCCAAUUUAGUUUUCGGUGCCACGGAGGCAAACAGCGCGACUUUAACUUUGUUCUAUGACAACAAAGAGAGCUCAGAGGUCAAUGUCAAGGUUGUGACCACAGAUUUUUAUAAAUAUAUAAAUCGUGACGUUAGUUGGUUUUACUGCGUGACAUGCGACCAGAAACUUGCUGCUGAUCUUUCAAAAGGUGUACAACAUUACUACGAUCUUAUAAAGAAAAAUUUUGAAAUGUACUUAGAAUCUAGAGACGAUUGCAAGUUGAUGUUUAUAGUGUCACACCCUCAUGGGUGUUAUAAACAAAUUAGUAUUGGUCAAUGGAAAGAUAAAAUUAGAAUGAGUGACGGUUCACACAGGUUUACCUACUUAACAUGCACAUGUCCAGGAAGUACAGGAGCCGCUGUCCACUUGGUGGGAUAUGGGCGGCAUGCUCACUCUGGAAGUUUAACAUCUGGACUUAAUUAUAGCAGUGACUAGUUAGUUAUACUUCAUACGCAAUAAGAAAUAAAAGAAACACUGUAACCUAAAACAAGGCUUUAUUAAACUAGAACGACACAUGAACUGACGAAAGAGACUUGGACAGUAGCACACUAAAUCAAUGUUGUGAACACAUUCUCACGACGUUACACAAACAUAAACAAAUAGUAACUAUUUCACCACAUUCACCCCGCCUAGAAUUAAAAUAGCAAGUAAAGUAAUAUAGUAGGCCGUAGUAUAAAUAAAUUAGAGUACUAGUACCACAGUAGAUCAAUAAAUUGUGCCAACAAUUAUUAGUUCUUAUGUAAACAAUAGUGAAUAGCGACACAAGUAAACAUAAAACCAAAAUUAGUAGCAUGAUAGAUAAACAAUUACUAGUUUCUGUUUUAAGCAAUAACAAAUAGUGUAGUAAGUAAACAUAAACUCUAGUAUCAGUAGCUAGAGAUAAACAAUGCCAGUUUAUGUAGUCAGUAUAAGUAGUGCAAUAGAGAAACAACUCUAGACUCUAUAGUUCGGUCUGGUUCUUCUCUCUCUUAAGUUGUAACGGGGUUGACUAUCCUGUUCUACAGUUUGCGAGUCACGAGUGAGUUCCUGAGCGUCAAGUGGGGUAUGAUGGUUCUGUGUAUUUUCAUGAGGAAGCGCUCAGAGGUCCUCAGAACCUUCCAGGGGUUCUUUCCUUUCUUGUAUCACCGUAGGGGUGUUGACUGGUACUUCCGUGUUUUGAGCUUCUGGAGGAUAUUCAUUAUCCUCACCCUGAGCGAAGAACGAAGGUUCACUUGUUGUUGUGGAUGGGGAUGGGGAGGGAGGUUCAGAAUAGAUGUUAUACGCCAUGGCAUGGUUAUGGGCGAAUUCAAGUUGUCUUGCCUCUUCAUAGGCGCACUGUAGAUUUAGAGUAGAUUUCUCUAAGAGUCGCAGCCUUAUGCUGUUUGAAGCCAGUCCAGUAAUGAAGGCGUCUCUUAUGAAGAUGUCUCUGUGUUCUUCAGCGGUGACAGCUUUGAAGUCACAGUCUUUGGCCAUACUUUUAAGCUUAAGUAGGAAGGAGUCAACGGUUUGUCCGUUCUCUUGUCGACAUAGAGUUAUUAUGUGCCGUGCAAAAAUUUCGUUUUUAGGCUUCACGUAGACAUUUUGUAGAACUUUGAUUGAUUCUUCGAACGUGGUACACUCACUUAUGUACUGAAAUACGCUCGAAGAAACGUAGUUUUCAAGUAAUUUCUUUUUGACAAUCUCGCAGUGAGAGAAUGAGGAAAUGAAAUUCUUAAAUAUUCUGAGCCAGUGCAGCCACUUCUCGGCAGCCGAUGGCGAGUUAGACUCUAUGUCUUGCGUUUUUGGCUUAAAUAGACGCUCCAUUUGUAUAACUUUUUUUACUUACAGACUGAGAAUAGUGUUGAACGAAAAUCCAAAUAAGAUCCACGAGACACAUAGAUCUAUAGAAUUGAACAUUUCUAGUUUAAUAAAUUGUAAUAAGAAAUAAAGGAACACUGAAGAGUAACCUAAAACAAGGCUUUAUUAAACUAGAACGACACAUGAACUGACGAAAGAGUCUUGGACAGUAGCACACUAAAUCAAUGUUGUGAACACAUUCUCACAACAUAAACAAAAAGUAACUAUUUCACCACAAGAGCGUAAAAACAUAAAUAUACUAUAUACAUUUUUUGUUUCCUUAAAUAUCCGUUGUAACAAUUAUUAUUUUUACGUUUAACAAGUUAACCUUUAAAAAAUAUCACGUGAUAUAUUUUUUUUAGAUAUUCCAUCAGUUAAAAAAAAGGAACUUUAAAUUCCAUGUAUAGUCACGUGAAAUUACACAAAUUACAAAAUAUAUAUUCAUGCUUUCUUUUUGCCAUGAAAAGAAACAUAAGAGUUCUGAAAUCAUUUUUAUCCAUCACGGUAUAAUAAAUUAAUAUUGUGAAAAAUUUCGUAUUCUGAGCAUUUGACUAUAUUAGGUUGUAUUCGUGAAUUAUUGUUACACGUUGUAAGUAUUAUAGAUAAUUUUGAUAAUUAAGUUUUCAUUUUUUUGUCUUUUAAUGUAGUAUAUUUUGAUAAACGUGCAUAAGGGACAAAAAUCAAACAUUGUAAGAACAAUUAGAUGUUUCUAGCUCUUUCAAAUAAAGCCACGUGUUACAGUUAUUAUCAUCAUUAAAAAUUCUCAUUUCAGAUUGUAUCCAUGUAGCCUAUAACUGUAAUUAACAUCUUCAAAUUUAAAUACAAUGUAUGAUUUUAUUGACUUUCAAAAUUGUUUGAAACUUCAUAUAUAUUGUUAGAACCCUGUUCGCGAAGGGGUAGUUGUGUGAGUUUAAUCAGAUAACAGGGCCGGCCCGAACUAUUAUGGGAUCCUAUGCGAAACGGAUUGCGCGGGGCCCAGUCUGGGUAGAGAUAAGGAUAAAAAGGGAAAAUUAAGAUUUUGAAUAAAAAAAUAAAUUCGUCUUUGCAAUACAUUUUAUUAAAAUGAAAGCUGAAUUUUUUUUAUCGCGGAUAGGAUUGGCGUUUUCCAUGUUAAAUGACACCUUAAAAUGACAGUUUUGUCUAUUUUUAACAAGAUUUCGGGAUAUUUUAAUAAUUUCGGAUUUCCAGGAGCUCCUGGAAAAUCAGAAGGCCGCGGUUAUAAUGGUUUAAUUUAAUAAUUUACACCUAGAAUUAACGCCAGGCAUAUGAAAGUGCAGGCCCACCGCGGCCGCUUAGGUUGCAUAGGCCUAAGGCCGGCCCUGUCAGAUGACAAAGAUAACCCAGGUCAGUGCUAGACGAGCGGUCAACAGUGACGAGUGGCGACGCGGAAACGUUUCAGAACAGAUCUGAAUACUCAGGUUACUGCAAAACUACCACUCAAGGCCAACCUUAUCUUUAAAUCAGUAUCAGCUUUUUUUUUAAAGUAUUUUUUUUUUAUCUUAAAAUCUUUAAAGUUCUGUAAACUCAGAGUUUAUGUUGUAUCAUGGAAGCCGUGUUACCAACGUAGAUGAUUUUUGUAAGACUGUGCCUAUAAAGUUAUUUAAUAACUAUUGAGUGGUUAUGUUUAUCUGUUUAACUCAAAGGUACUCUGUCAAAUCAUACAUUAUAUGAUACUAUGCCUUUACAUAUUGUGACAUUGUAGACGCGUCAAGGUCUAAGAGAAGUGUAAACAGACGAGUUUAUCGAUAUAAUGGCAUUUCGAAGUUUCGGGUUUCUACGUAGUAGAUGAAAUAUGUAAAGGAGAUAAUUAGUUUCUAAUAGCAGGAUUUUGUAAUGUUUUAAGUCUAGGAGCCUAUAAAUAGUGUAGAUAAGCUUAAUAUCGGUGUCCAUCAGUUAAUAAGUUUCAAAUUUCACGUUAAGUCUACUUUUGAGAAACUAAUAUUUGAAAUUAAAUACAUCAUAUUUUCAAAGUGUAUGUUAAAGCUUUUAAUGAUUUCUACUUGAGAAAUGAAUUAAAAUCCUUUUAAUUUUUUUAAA